GGGUCAGUUAGACGUGCUAAUCAACAGCAGGAGCACGUGUGGAGCGUUACACCACAGCUGCUUUUGGGCAUGGCUACCAUCUACUCUGGAUUCCAUGUGAAGCUGAAAAGCCCUCUCACACCAUGGUCAGAUAGGCUGAAGCUAGCUCGAUUUGCAUGGACAUCCAGACAGUGCUUCCUCCCAAAUAAGGAACAGGUUUUGUUUGACUGGGUCUCUCAUGCCCUUUCUUGUUACUACAACAAGAAAGUACAGGUCCCACUGGAAGUAGUGGAAGACCUAUGGACCUACUUGGAUGAAAUUCUUCACAGCAAGAAGCUCUAUAAUGUCCUAAACCAAGGAAAGACCAUUACACUGAAUCCAUCAUUGGCAAAGAUAAUCAACGAAAGGAUUCUGGAAAGCACUUCAGGGACUCUGCCUGUUAGCUUGUCCAUUAUUUUGAGCUGUUGCCAUGGAAUCCUGACCAGUCCUGUCCUGUCUGUGACUUACACGGCCAGCUAUGAGCUGCUUGUGAAAUUACUGGCUACGGUGUGUGGCUUGGCCUGUUUUCAGCUGAAGCAACAGGGUUCUCCAGAGCCUCUACAACUCAAGGUCUUUGAGGUUUUGUUUCUUGUUCUUAACACCUACCUGACUGUACAAAGACAGCAAGGCAAUGCCAACAGAGUUUUUGCCCAGGUCACAGAACACCUUUUUCUGCCUUUGUGCUUGCUAAGACAUUUGUUGACCACAAGGGUAUGGACCGAAGUGGAUGACACGAGAAUACGGCAGCAACUUAAAAAAGAUAUCCGCAACAAAGUGGACACAAUUCUUCAGUCUGCUCUUUUCCACUCUGACCACCUAUCAUCUUACAAAGAAGUUCUGCCAUCAGAAAAUAAAUCAGGUGCUAGAAAGGAACCUAGAGGAAAGCCGUUGCUUUGCCCUGUUUCAACCAUUGUGUCAAAGCUUGUCCACAAAUAUGGAGAUGACAAUGAGGCUUUGUUUUAUGCUGUCAGAUCCAGUUCUCUCCCAUUACUUUUUAAAAUGGCUUUAGAUUCAUUUUGCAAAAGAGAAGAGAACAAGCUACUUUGCUUUCACUUUAUGACAAAGUUAAUAACUGCUCUAGAAUUUACAGAGGAUCUGAGCGUCAAGGAAACAUUUAAAGCUGCAAACUGGAGCCUUGCUCUUCUCGCACUAGAGAACAUUCUGAAUUGCUGCUUGUCUGCAGAUGUUUAUAAUGUAGCUGCAGACAGAAUACAUCACAGAGAAGUGCAGUUCAAUUUCUUCAGAAAAGUUGCAAAGCUUUUGCUCAAUAAUACACAGACAGGCAUACCAGCCUGGUACCGUUGUCUGAAAAAUCUUCUUGCACUGAAUCACCAAAUCCUGGAGCCUGAUCUAGAUGAGCUUAUUUCAUCUGUGUGGGUUGAUGCAGACAACAUGGAACUACGUGUGAAGAAAGCUCGGGAAACACUUGUGUCUGAGAUCCUGCAGACCUACAGUAAACUGCGACAGCUGCCUAGACUCAUUGAAGAACUUUUGGGUGUAAUUGAUCGACCAGCUGCUUAUGAACUGAGGCAGGCAUUGUUGCCUCAGGUUGUGCAGAAGAGCUUGUCUCAGUGUCUCUUGAACAACCCUCCCAGACAGAAUCUUGAAAUCUGCAUGCUUAUCCUGGAGAAAAUGCAAAAUGAGCUCCCCUAUGUGGCAGAGAUGAGAGAGGCAUCUGCUCUGAAGCUAUUCUCCUUGGGUAUUCUCCUCCAUGCAGUUAUUUUCAGUCUGAAGGCCCUAGAUGACAGCACUCCAGUGCCUAUUGUCAGACAAACUCAGAGUCUUAUGGAGAACAUGCUUACAUUUCUGAGGGCCUUGCUGCAGAAUCUUGAAGAGACUUUGAUUAAAGACAGCAUCUGUGGAGAGAAGAUUCAAGAGACGAGUCUUCUCCUUACUCAUACUUGGCAUGAGGCUGAUGCUCUCUUUCAAAUCCACUGCAGUAAAUACACAUCCUCAGCUGGUCUGAGCAAUGAUGUCAGUCCUGUCUCUGAUGCAAUAGAGAAGGUUUUGACUUUAACAGGCUCUGGGGUCCAGGUCAUUAGUCCACUGAGUAAGCUGCUUCAAAAACAUCUUGCCCUCCACAAAAUGAAAAAACAUUUACUCAUAGCCAAUGCAAACACUCAAAACAUUCUUUGUGAAACUGCUCAGUAUGUAGUGAAUAGACAAGAACACUUAUUAAAUCUGAACAUGGACCAAAUCUGGGAUCUCCAGCUUUGCAGUGUUGAUAGUGAUACCUAUCCAGUGGCUUGUUGGUUUCUCAUAAUCACCAAUCUUCCUUUAAUUGCCCCAUACCUCUCACAAGAAGAUGCAUCCCACAUAGCAGACAUGAUUUUAAACUCUGUGCUUCAGAGUAACACUGGAAGCAACAUGGAGAAGACUGAUCAGUCUAUCUCCAAUAUCUCAAGGCAGCUACUUGAGAGUGUGGUUCUUUGUGAAUUACCUCAUGUGCACUCAGCUGUGGUGACUUCUAUAAACAAAAGGAUAUUUGGACUGCUAAGUGCUUCAGAUGUACAUUCUGUAUGUCCCUCAUUUUUCAGAUCUUGCACAGAAAUGGAUGUCUCUGAAAACAAGGAAGAAGGCAUUGCUGAGAUCUCACCUUCUUUAAAGAGACUGAAAGCCAUGGCCCAGGAGAUUAUAGACAGUGUUAAAACUGGUACAUCUAUAUCUGUGUCUGAUACACAAGUAGGCAGCCUUCUGCGGUUGAUCAAGAUCACAAAUGCCCUGAAUCCAUAUGCAAUGCCACUCGAAAGUUAUUUAGAACUUUUUUUGAGCUCAUUUUUAAUGAGUCUUUGUGUUCAGCAUCAUGAAAAUGGAGCAUGUUCAGCACCCAUCAGUCUUUUGAAAGAGCUGUUUGACAUCAUGGCAUUCUUGGUGGGGAGUAAUUCUCAUCAUGUCCUUAAAGUUGUACAUGGUAGUACACUAUUGGAGACUGCUAUGAUGUCUCUUUUCUCCUCUUUGAGGAAGGGCCUUUUUGGAAGUGUAGACAUUUCUGUUUGGUUUUCUUUGCUUCAGUCAGUUCAAGGCUUUAUCCAGAGCUUAAUCCAUCUGAUAAUCAUUCGAAAAAGUAGUGUGCAAAUCAAUCUAGAGAAGUUCACCAAUUUCAUGGUUGAAAGCACUGUUGCUGUUGGAUCAUCUGCAAACUCAGGGAAAUGUGAAGAGACUCAGUGCUUGAUAGAACUUCAUCUAGCAACUUUGAGUACACUUUGUAAAGAAAUCAUAUCUAUCUUUGGGGAAAAGAAGUACUUGAACGAGAUUAUGAGUGAGUUGCUGGGAAAGGCAGUCUUCAUUAUGGUGCCUACCAUCCAGUCUGUAAUGAAAGGCACUGCAGGCAGUAUAAUUAGGCUGUCAUUCACUGUUGAUGUGGUAACUGUAAUGAUUAAGUGUGAACUAGCAAAGGCUUCUCUUCACACUGAAGGCGUGGCUAAUGAGGAUGCACAAGACAAAUUAUCCCACACAGGAGGACUGUACAAGAGUUUUGGCCAGCAGAUCAUGAAGGAGUUCUGCUCAGCACCUCAACCCAUGGAUUUUCUCAUUUCAUCAAUCCAUUAUCUCUCAGCAUUUUAUUCAGCUGCAAUAACAACUAAGGAAACAGAUCUUGAAGAUCUCUAUUCAGAGAUUCUGAAGAGCAUCCAUAAAUUAUUGUCAAGUGUAUGGUUGUCUAUAUCAGAAGUAAAGGAGCUCGAGGCACCAGUUAAAGACCUACUUGCUCAGCUGGUGGUCAACUGUUCACAAGAGCAAUUCCGUCUGCUCCUUCUCAUGUUCCAAGAGGGACUUGUUGCUACCAAAGUUGAAAGAGGCUACUAUAGAGAUGUCCUUGCAACUGUGGCAUUAAUAAAGCUGCUUGCCGGGUGUCCAUUACCAUUGACCUGCUCAAAAGCAUUCUGGGCUAUUGUUCCACAGAUCAUAUCUUCUCUUGUUUUUGUGGUAAGAGAGUCCAGAGAAGUGGCUACCCUAACCAGUUCUCUAAUUGUGCCAGUGGUAGACACCCUCACCACACUUCUCCGUCAGGGAGAAUCUUGGCUGUCCAACCCGCACAAUAUCAUCCUGGUCCUGGGUGCUCUUCAUUUUGUUCCCCUGGAGAACCAGUCCAUGGAGGACUACUACUCUGCCUUUCAAGCUAUCCAUGAAGCCUUGUUUGCCAUCAUCCUAUGCUACCCUAAGAUAAUGCUGAAGUCUGCACCGACCUUCUUGAACUGUUUUUAUCGUCUGGUGACAUCCAUCAUACAUGAAGGCAAGCAGAAGGGCAUGAAUGAGAAAGAGAAGGAUUCUGAAAAGCUCUUGAAGUGUGCCAGACUAGUGGAGAGAAUGUAUACCCACAUUGGCAAAACUGCUGAGGGAUUCUCAAUUUUGUCCUCUUUCAUGGUGGCUCAGUAUGUUAAUGAACUACAGAAGGUGACACUUCGUCCAGAAAUCAAGGCACACCUGACAGAAGGCAUCUACUGUAUCCUGGACCAGUGUAUUGAAAAUGAUAUAAAGUUCUUGAACAGGACAUUGCAAAAGGGUCUUAAGGAGGUAUUUGAUGAACUGUACAAAAACUACACACGCUAUCACAAAUCACAAUGGCAAGGAGAAGAAAAGUAUACUGCCUGAAGGUCUCUUGCUCAGUGUUAAGCUUUAAAAUAAAAGGACUACAUUUUUGUAAGAAUUAUUUUUGUAAUUGCCAGUAAUGCUGAUUUUGUCUGUGCUGAUCCCAUUGCUUUCCCAGUAAUGUUGAUUUGGGUUUAACAAAAAGUAGAAUGGCAAGUCUUGGUCAAGCUAACAAAAAAGUUAACAGUGGUGUACCAAAGUGCAUAUCUUAAUGCGCAACUUGUCUAGUGUUGAAACAGACUAGCUACAAAUGAAGAAUACUAUGGCAUGUUCCAGUCCUAUCAUCUGAGAGUGGAACAAGUUGGAUCAAGAGUAGAACAAGCUGAUGAAUCUACAGUGGGUAUUUUAAUAACUAAAACUGAAGGUCUGAGGAAUCUCAGUACCUGCUGUGAUAUUUUACGUACGGCCUACUGGUGUCUUGGCGAGAGAGCCCAAGUCUAAAUCCAGUGGAAAGGAAGCUUCAGCGCAUGACUGUCAUUCAUCAUCUAUGCCAUCCAGGUGCUUGCACUUGAUGUACAAUAUAUGUGUAUAUUAUAUCCUCACACACACUUGGCUUGAACAGCUGAUGAAAUGGGACAUUUCAGACAGGGGUCCUUCAAGGAAUUUUGUGUCCUACUGAACUAAUGUUUUUAUAUAUUAAUAUUUUGGGAUUUUUAUAUCUAAAACCAUAAUGAGCAUUUCUUCAUUAAAUAGCCCCUGUUACUCUCUGAGUGUUGACUGUGCUGCCAUUUUGUCAGUUUUAAAUGUGUGAUGCUGCAAAAGAUUUGAAUGCCAAAGUGUAAAACGUUGGUAUGUAGAUGAAUCAUUUUGAGCAAAUUUAAUCCACAUUGAAAGAAAUGUGUUCUCUUAAAAAAUGUUUUUUUUUGUAAAUGGCUAUUGUGCAUUGCAGCUUUAUACACUGACUGUUACAACUUGGCGCUUUGAAAUAUUUCAGCUUUACAAAAUAAUGUUACUUAAGCAAUUUGUUUUCCAUUUUUGUUUAUGCUUAUAUUCCUUGUGAUAUCUUAUUCUAAUGCAAAUACUUUGAUGUAAUAAUCACCAUAUUACUUUUAAUAUUAAUGACGUUUCAUGCUGAUGAAUAGAAUGUUUGUUUUUUUUUGUUUUUAUUUAUCAUUGUUUUACUGCUUUUGCUUGGUUGAAUGUUGUGGAUAAUGAUGUACUUCUACACCAUAUCAGAUUAUAAAAUUCUAAAAGUUUUUAUUUUGCAGGCAUAAGUACUAAACCAAGCAUUUAGGGAAAUCGAACCAAAAUAAAACCCCCACGUGUAGUACAACCAACCAUUUUAAACUACUCUACCCACUGAAUAAAGUUAUUUUUCCAUUUCA
Messenger RNA from Electrophorus electricus (electric eel), 5930 nucleotides. RefSeq names its product URB2 ribosome biogenesis homolog (gene urb2). Lineage: Eukaryota; Metazoa; Chordata; Actinopteri; Gymnotiformes; Gymnotidae. The record is from RefSeq and is a predicted model, not a curated record. Gene Ontology annotation, cellular component: nucleolus. Gene Ontology annotation, biological process: ribosome biogenesis.